Balaenoptera ricei (Rice's whale) is the source of this 4962-nucleotide messenger RNA. It is a transcript of the gene MCTP1, whose product is annotated as multiple C2 and transmembrane domain containing 1. Gene Ontology annotation, cellular component: synaptic vesicle membrane. Gene Ontology annotation, molecular function: calcium ion binding. NCBI's taxonomy places the organism in Eukaryota, Metazoa, Chordata, Mammalia, Artiodactyla, Balaenopteridae. The coding region runs from base 1 to 3048 and encodes 1015 amino acids. Gene Ontology annotation, biological process: regulation of neurotransmitter secretion. The record is from RefSeq and is a predicted model, not a curated record. The transcript is spliced from 24 exons.
AUGGAGCCCCGGGCUGCCGCGGCGGGCUCGCCCGAGCCUGCGGCGGCGUCCUCUUCCUUCCAGGCCCGGCUCUGGAAGAACCUGCAGCUGGGGGUGGGCAAGAACAAGGGCGGCGGGGGCGGGCGCGCGGGGGUCCCCGAGCGCCGCACUGCGGCCACCCCGUCGCCCUCCCCGCCACCCCCGGGGGGUAGGCGGGACGCACUGGCCGGCUCGGGUGGCGCGGGCAGCAGGUGGAGCGGCUUCAAGAAACGGAAGCAAGUGCUGGACCGCGUCUUCUCCUCCUCCCAGCCCAACCUGUGCUGCUCCUCGCCGGAGCCUGUCGAGCCCGGGGGUGCCGGCAGAGCGGAGCAGGGGUCCACGCUGCGCCGCCGGAUCCGCGAGCAUUUGCUUCCCGCGGGAAGGGGGCCGCUGGCAGCCGCCGGAGCAGCCGGAGUGACGCCUCCUGGCGGACGCUCCCCGGACUCAGCUCGCUCUUCGUCCUCUGCCUCAUCCUCCCUGUCCUCCUCACCCCAGCCGCCCCCGAGGGGGGACCGCGCCCGAGAUGAGGGUGCACGGCGUCGGGGCACCGCGGCGCACUUGUGCCAUCAGAAGAGUUCCUCCCUGCCGGGCACCGCCUGCUUGGAGCAGCUGCUGGAGCCGCCGCCGCCGCCUCGAGCUGAGCCAGCACGGAGCCCAGCAGAGCCGCGAACCGCGGAGAAGGGCGAGGAGCGCGGCAGCAGCCGGAAAAUAAAUACUGCUGGAACCAGUAAUGCAGAUGUCCCCUUGGCUGAUCCCGGAAUGUACCAAUUGGACAUUACAUUAAGAAGGGGUCAGAGUUUAGCUGCCCGAGAUCGAGGAGGGACAAGUGAUCCAUACGUGAAGUUUAAAAUUGGAGGAAAAGAAGUUUUUAGAAGUAAAAUAAUACACAAGAACCUCAAUCCUGUGUGGGAGGAGAAAGCUUGCCUUCUUGUUGAUCAUCUUAAGGAGCCAUUGUAUAUAAAGGUAUUUGACUAUGACUUUGGUCUACAGGAUGACUUUAUGGGCUCAGCCUUUCUGGAUCUCACACAAUUGGAGUUAAACAGGCCCACGGAUGUGACCGUAACACUGAAAGAUCCCCAUUAUCCUGACCAUGAUCUUGGAAUGAUUUUGCUCUCAGUCGUCCUUACCCCUAAAGAAGGAGAACACAGGGAUGUGCAGAGUUCAAUCCACAGCUUUCUUCAUUGGAGGAUUUAUGAAAUAAAAACAAUGCUAAUGAGGAAGAGUUGGAAAAGAUCAAGUAAGGAACUCUCAGAAAACGAAGUGGUUGGAUCUUAUUUCUCUGUGAAGUCUUUCUUUUGGAGGAGAUGCGGCAGGACUGCUUUUCCUGUCCUGGGCUUCUGCAGAGCAGAGCUUCAGAAUGCUCAUUACCAAAAUGCACAAUUUCAGACCCAAAGUUUACGUCUGUCAGACGUGCACAGAAAACCACAUCUUUGGAGAGGAAUAGUCAGCAUCACAUUGAUUGAGGGGCGAGACCUCAAGGCGAUGGAUUCAAAUGGGUUGAGUGACCCCUAUGUGAAGUUCCGGCUUGGGCAUCAGAAGUACAAGAGCAAGAUUAUGCCAAAAACUUUGAAUCCUCAGUGGAGGGAACAAUUUGAUUUUCAUCUCUAUGAAGAAAGAGGCGGAAUCAUUGAUAUUACUGCAUGGGACAAAGACGCUGGGAAAAGGGAUGACUUUAUUGGCAGGUGCCAGAUCGACCUGUCAGCUCUCAGUAGGGAACAGACACACAAGUUGGAGCUGCAGCUGGAGGAAGGGGAGGGGCACCUGGUGUUGCUGGUCACCCUGACAGCUUCGGCCACAGUCAGCAUCUCUGACCUCUCCAUCAACUCCCUGGAGGAUCCGAAAGAACGUGAGGAAAUAUUAAAGAGAUAUAGCCCAUUGCGGAUAUUUCACAACCUGAAAGAUGUGGGAUUCCUCCAGGUGAAAGUGAUCAGAGCAGAAGGGUUAAUGGCCGCUGAUGUCACAGGUAAAAGUGACCCAUUUUGUGUGGUUGAACUGAACAAUGAUAGGCUGCUAACACAUACGGUCUACAAAAAUCUCAAUCCAGAGUGGAACAAAGUCUUCACAUUCAACAUUAAAGAUAUCCAUUCAGUUCUUGAAGUGACAGUUUAUGAUGAAGAUCGGGAUCGAAGUGCUGACUUUCUGGGCAAAGUUGCUAUACCAUUGCUGUCCAUUCAAAAUGGUGAACAGAAAGCCUACGUCUUGAAAAACAAGCAGCUGACAGGGCCAACAAAGGGGGUCAUCUAUCUUGAAAUAGAUGUGAUUUUUAAUGCUGUGAAAGCCAGCUUACGAACAUUAAUACCCAAAGAACAGAAGUACAUUGAAGAGGAAAACAGACUCUCUAAACAGCUGCUACUAAGAAACUUUAUCAGAACGAAGCAUUGUGUCAUGGUGCUUGUAAAUGCUGCAUACUACAUUAAUAGUUGCUUUGACUGGGAUUCACCCGCAAGGAGCCUCGCUGCGUUUGUGCUCUUUCUCUUUGUUGUCUGGAACUUUGAGCUCUACAUGAUACCAAUGGUUUUGUUGUUACUAUUGACAUGGAACUACUUCUUGAUAAUAUCAGGGAAAGAUAACAGGCAACGCGAUACAGUAGUGGAGGACAUGCUAGAGGACGAGGAAGAAGAAGAUGACAAAGAUGACAAGGACAGCGAAAAAAAGGGAUUUAUAAAUAAAAUCUAUGCCAUCCAGGAAGUAUGUAUCAGUGUCCAGAACAUCCUAGAUGAAGUUGCUUCCUUUGGCGAAAGGAUAAAGAAUACUUUCAACUGGACCGUCCCAUUCUUAAGCUGGCUGGCCAUUGUAGCCCUCUGCGCGUUCACAGUCAUCCUGUACUUCAUUCCGCUGAGAUACAUUGUCCUUGUCUGGGGCAUCAAUAAAUUUACAAAAAAGCUGCGGAGUCCAUAUGCAAUUGAUAAUAAUGAACUACUUGACUUCCUUUCCAGAGUCCCUUCAGAUGUGCAAGUGGUGCAAUACCAAGAACUGAAACCAGAUCCUUCUCAUAGCCCAUGUAAAAGGAAGAAAAACAAUCUUGGCUAGCCAGCUCCCAGCACUGAGGAGACCAGCAUCUGUUUGGGAAGAUAAAAGGAAAAGCCUUCAGCCUGAGCCGCAUUUCCUUUCUUUCUGUUUUUUAUUUAUUUUGCCAUUUUACCAUGAUUGAGAGAAUUUGUAAAUAGUGUACAAAGGCAUAUGUCUUUGAAAAUAUACUUCCAUUGUACAGAAUCAAUUUGAUAAAGGUUUAGCUAUUGCUGCGUGAAAACCUUGUUAGCUGUGCAUAAUAAUAUAACACAUUGGAACAACAAAUGUAAGAAUGGUAACAUUGGGAGAUACACAUUUCUCUAAUUACAAGUGUAAGAACUAGAAUAUUAAAUGCUCAGCUGUGCUCUGAUUAAAUCUACAUAAAAUGUAAAUGUCAAUUUGAUUUUAAAGUUUUUUUUUAAUGUGACUAUUUUUUAUCUGAAAAAUAAUCCAUUACAGUUUUCUAUGUUUUAUACAUUUCAAAAGGGAGGAGGGAUCCCAGAGCCUAAAUAAUGGAACAGAUGCAUUUCAACUUAACAUAGAUUCGGAUCCUGAUAUUCAUUCCUGUGCAAAUUAUUUAGAUAUGACUAGGCUGACUUCUUUAAGCUAAAGAGUGAAGGUAUAUUCACCUCCUCAAGAGAAUCUUCCACACACUGAAAUCCUACAAAGAAAAUUUCCAAAUCUUCUAUCAUUCCAUCUAAAACCUUAAAAUCUCUACAGGACUACACAAAAAAUACUGCCAGGUUUAUAAAUGAUGAUUGCCUAUAACGAUUUUUAUACCAAUCACUAUUAAUUUGUGCCAAGUUAGCAAAUUAGCAACCCAGUUCAGUCGUCAAAAAUCUAGCAAAUUAAAUCCACAUUGCCUUUGGUGUCAGAUUAUGCCUCUGUGCAUCUAAAAAUAUUUAAUACUCAAGUGUUCUCACAGAAAAAAAAAAUGUAUCUACUUUGUUAUUAGGUUACUGAACUGCUUUAAUAUGCAUAUUAUGAUUUUUGUUAUUAGUGUGAAUUUUAACGUAGAGGAGAAUGCAGUGUGCUAAGUGAUAUGCCAGUGUUUCAUUACCAUUCAUUUAUAGAAAAAAAAAAUCAUUCUUUAAAAUAUGAAUGCAUGAAAACCUAUUUUGUAAAAUAAACUGCUUAUGGGGAGGGGGAGUUCGCCUUUGAAAAUGUUUCACUACUUUACUUACCACAGAAUCUAUACUUAAAAAUUGCAUUCCCGACUCUCAUGUAGUUUUUGUACCUAACUUCCUGGUAUAUCAAGGGAGUAUACCUCUAGAGAGACAGAAUUUGGUGAGAAUGUCUUACUUCCCUGACUUGGUAGGGGAUUAAGCUUGGUUGAAAUUGCUGCAGUGUUUUGCACUACUUUAUUAACAAUGGACUGGGAUAGGGUGAAGGUGGGGGGUCAUGCUGGAAAAAUGUAGAAAAGCCAGAAGCGAGAAAUAUAUAUUUCACUCUAUAAGAAGAUUCUUUAAAAAUAAAUUUAAUCUCAUCAAAGUUGAUUUUUAAAGUAUUUUUAUUUUAAAGCUAUGUUGUUAAAUACUGUUUCUUAUGAUAAAACUAUUUUGAUCUGUUUAUACACUAUGCUUGAAAGAAUGUCAAUUAAAUUCCCUUUCUACAGAAAGGCUUUGACCUCAAUAUGCUCUAUUUAGCGCAUCAUGUUUAUAAUGACAUGCUUACAUCCACAUACCAUCAUCGUUUGUUGUUAAGACAGAUGUAAUACUUCAUGAAGUUGAUGUUGCUACAGGAAGUUUACUGAUGGAAUAAUUUGUUUGAAAUAACUUUUGAUUAUACUCUGUGUGAGAUUUGUGUUCCGUGCUGACAUUGUCUACUCAAAUGUCUACAAGCCUGAUAUUCUAACACCUCAGAUGUACCCAGUGGAUAGCAACCAUUAACAGAUGACUAAUUUCUGUUUCAUGCUAUCAAAUUUCAGAUGUUUAG